CAGCCGCGGCAGCCUCCAUCGCCGGGAGCUCCAUGGGCUUCUCCUGCGCGCCGCCCGGUGUCUGGCCGAGUCCAGUGAGCCGCGGCGCCUCGUGUCGGGGAGCCAUCGCCGCAGCACGAGGCCGGGUCCCGAGUCGGGGACUGCAGGAAGAGCGACGGCGGCAGCGGCGGGAGCCCCACCGGGGGUCUGGGACUGGGGAACUGCCUCAGGCUUUAUGAUGCCAGUAUGGACAGAAUAAUUUAUGAUGCUUAUCCCCACCCACCACUUCCGAGACAUUGAGCGGAAACCAGAAUACCUUCAGCCGGAGAAGUGUGUCCCACCUCCCUACCCUGGUCCUGCGGGAACCAUGUGGUUUAUCCGUGACGGCUGUGGCAUCGCCUGUGCCAUUGUGACCUGGUUUCUGGUCCUCUAUGCGGAGUUUGUGGUCCUCUUUGUCAUGCUGAUUCCAUCUCGAGACUACGUGUACAGCGUCAUCAACGGAACUGUGUUCAACCUGCUGGCCUUCUUGGCCUUGGCGUCCCACUGCCGGGCCAUGCUGACGGACCCCGGGGCAGUACCCAAAGGAAAUGCCACUAAAGAGUUCAUUGAGAGUUUGCAGUUGAAGCCUGGGCAGGUGGUGUACAAGUGUCCCAAAUGCUGCAGCAUCAAGCCUGACCGAGCCCACCACUGCAGUGUUUGUAAGCGGUGCAUUCGCAAGAUGGACCACCAUUGUCCCUGGGUCAAUAACUGUGUCGGCGAGAACAACCAGAAGUACUUCGUCCUGUUUACAAUGUACAUAGCCCUCAUUUCCUUGCACGCCCUCAUCAUGGUGGGAUUCCACUUCCUGCAUUGCUUUGAAGAAGAUUGGACAAGUGAGUACAUGCCAUGGUUUUUCCUUCCUGCUCCAGGGUGGGUGUGUGACCCACGCAGG
Molecule: messenger RNA, 910 nt
Organism: Castor canadensis (American beaver)
Lineage: Eukaryota; Metazoa; Chordata; Mammalia; Rodentia; Castoridae
Source: RefSeq, a predicted model, not a curated record